This is a messenger RNA of Leptosomus discolor (cuckoo roller), 1956 nucleotides long. It is a transcript of the gene HASPIN, whose product is annotated as histone H3 associated protein kinase. The record is from RefSeq and is a predicted model, not a curated record. Gene Ontology annotation, molecular function: ATP binding; histone H3T3 kinase activity. Gene Ontology annotation, cellular component: cytoplasm; nucleus. Gene Ontology annotation, biological process: mitotic cell cycle; protein phosphorylation; intracellular signal transduction. NCBI's taxonomy places the organism in Eukaryota, Metazoa, Chordata, Aves, Leptosomiformes, Leptosomidae.
GGAGACACGGAGCCGCUCCCGCCAUCGCCGGGGGCUGACAGCGCGAGGGAAGAGAGGGCUGGACGGUCCUGUCCAAAAAGCACAGGCCCGGUGUUGCAAAAGUCCGGUAGAGUUCUGCGGGCGACGGUGCGGGGACUCUUGUCCCUACAGAACAGCACCGCCGCUCCUCAGGCAGAGCUGCCUCCCGUUAACGGGGAGCCCCGGCGCUCUGCACCCUGUGACAGUGGCCCCUCUGACGAACAAUGGGAUGAUCUAAGGAGAGAUUGGACAAAAGGAGACUUGCGCGGUCAGAGAGGCAAAACCAAGAAGUACCAGCUUACACCAGCAGUGGUCUUGGACCCUCAAGAAGUGCCAGGGUGGCUGGCAAGCACGAAACUCAGCAAAAAGGGACAGACUCAACGCGCCUGCCAGCAGCCAGUGUCUCCUUUGGACCCUCAAGGAAUCUUAGAGAGUAAACAUAAAAGUACCAGAGUUGUUUCUGGAGAGGGAAGUACCUGUAGAAAAGCUUGCAUCAGCGGCUUCAGUGCCAGCCGGUGGGGGAAGCAAACAAGGCUCCGUCCAAAAAGGCACAAAAACAAGAGACAGCAGCAGCCUAGUAACACCUUUUUGGGACAACAGAUGAGGCAAAAAAGAAUGAAGAAGGGUGCUCUGGAGUUUUCUGAUGAUGUAAGAGACAAUGACUCUUCACACCUCAACGGCUACUAUUCCUGGGGUAGAGUUCGAGCGUCUUUGUACUUCCAUAAGAAGAAGAAAGUUACCACAGAAGAGAGUUCCUGCAACAGCAUUCUUUGUACCCCUUCUGUGAAAUCCCAGUUUUCAGGGCACCAAGCAACCCUGUCUGCUGCUAAGUCUCAGUGCUGCUCUUGGUCUGGUUCCUCCAUGGUCCUGCUGGCUCCCAGGAGUUCCCGUUCUGUCCUGGAGCUAAUGCUUACAGAUGCAGAGAAGGUGUUUGGGGAAUGCCACCAGGAGGGGCCUAUCACUUUUGAGGAAUGCAUUCCUUUAGGUAAGAUGAAAAAUUGCAAAAAAAUUGGGGAAGGGGUUUUCGGAGAGGUCUUCCAGAUUGACAGUGAGAGAGGACCUGUGGCCUUAAAAAUAAUUCCUAUUGAGGGGACUGAAAGAGUAAAUGGUGAAGCUCAAAAGAGCUUUGGAGAGAUUCUCCCUGAGAUAAUAAUUUCAAAAGAACUCAGUCUUCUGUCUGAAGAGUCUGCAAAUAGGACUGUUGGGUUCAUCAGCUUGUACUCCGUGCACUGUGUUCAAGGGGCCUAUCCUAAAUAUCUCCUGGAAGCCUGGGACAAAUACCACAAAGUAACUGGAUCAGAAAAUGAUCGGCCAGGCUUUUUUGGGGAUGAGCAGCUCUUCAUGGUUCUGGAGUUUGAAUUUGGAGGCAGUGACUUAGAGAAGAUGAGGAAGGAGUUCAGUUCAGUGACAUCAGCAAAAAGCAUUUUGCACCAGGUCACUGCUUCCCUGGCUGUGGCAGAACAGGAGCUGCAUUUCGAGCACAGAGACUUGCACUGGGGGAACGUGCUGGUAAAGAGGACGGCUGCAAAGGAGCUUAAUUACGUGUUGAAUGGGGCAACACACACAAUCCCCACAGCAGGGAUUCACGUCAACAUCAUCGAUUAUACCUUGUCUCGGCUGGAGAAGGAUGGCUUAACUGUGUUUUGUGACCUUUCCACUGAUGAAGAGCUGUUUCAAGGCACAGGGGACUAUCAGUUCGAUAUCUACAGGCAAAUGAAAGCAGAGAACUCCAACAGCUGGACUGACUAUCAUCCACACAGCAACGUCCUCUGGCUGCAUUACUUGUCACACAAACUUUUGAAAGACAUGAAGUACAAGAAAAAGCAAUUGACUUCUGCCAUGAAGAAAAUAAGGCAGCAGCUCGUUCAGUUCCACAAAGAAGUGCUGACCUUUGCGUCUGCCAACGAAGUUUUACAAAACAGCAGCUUCUUCCAGUGA